Messenger RNA from Cladophialophora psammophila CBS 110553, 447 nucleotides. Its product is annotated as hydroxymethylglutaryl-CoA lyase. The record is from RefSeq and is a predicted model, not a curated record. The coding region runs from base 1 to 447 and encodes 148 amino acids. Gene Ontology annotation, molecular function: hydroxymethylglutaryl-CoA lyase activity. The transcript has a single exon. Gene Ontology annotation, biological process: ketone body biosynthetic process; L-leucine catabolic process. Lineage: Eukaryota; Fungi; Ascomycota; Eurotiomycetes; Chaetothyriales; Herpotrichiellaceae.
AUGAAGGUGACUUCGUGUCGGCCGAAUUUACGCUUGACCGUCAUCGCCUCAGGAUGUUGUCGUGCGCCGUUACUAGGCAGACGGGAUGCACGACGUAUCAUCGCCAGGAACCUCUCGUCGAGCGUCCGCAUCAUUGAAGUUGGUCCUCGUGAUGGGCUGCAGAACAUCAAGUCCAAGGUGCCGCCGUCUGUCAAGGUCGACCUGGUCAACCGCUUGGCCGCAGCGGGCUUAACGGAUAUCGAGGCGACUUCCUUUGUAUCUCCAAAAUGGAUACCACAAUUGUCCGAUGGCGAGCAAGUCAUGGAUCAGAUAAUGCCUCUGACGGAACAGAAGCCUGUCCGGCUCUCGUUUCUUACGCCUAAUCUCAAAGGCUUCGAGAGGGCUCUUGCGGCGGGCGCGAAGGAGAUGGUUGUCUUUGCAUCUGCAACAGAAGCUUUUAGCAAGUAG